Molecule: messenger RNA, 654 nt
Organism: Cadophora gregata
Lineage: Eukaryota; Fungi; Ascomycota; Leotiomycetes; Helotiales; Ploettnerulaceae
Exons: 4
Coding region: 1-654 (217 amino acids)
Source: RefSeq, a predicted model, not a curated record
AUGCCUUCAGUCACCUCUGACUCUGCCUUCAUCACUCCUCAGAAGCAACGGCCGCCAGAUUCAGCAGCUUCUUCCAUACCCACCCCGCCGUCGAGAUCCACACAUACAUGCAGUACAGCUCUAUUCUGCUGCGAUAGGCUCUAUCCGCUCACACGCCCGAUGGGACCCCAUGAACAAGCCAUUUACCAUUUUGCAUACUACAUGGUCAACAUCGUCGACGCACCUACAACCCGAACAUACCUCCCAGAAGCCCACCCAAUACUCCUAGAGCAAUCAGGCUAUGUGAUCCGUUUCGAGCGAUGGAUGAACGGCCAAAAGGACGAAACUCGACACUUUAUGCCCCAUCCCAAGCUCGACACCACAUUUAUCGAGCUGCAAUCCACAACAUUGGCUGCUAGCUCAAGGAAAGCAAAGUGGGCACCGAACUGGAGGUAUCUGAAGUUUAGGUGUGAUAUUCAUGAUGGGCCAUGGUUUAUUUGCUUUGUGCUUGAGCGAAGAGCAGGAGGAAAGAGACCUAAGGUGGUUCAAUCUGGGAGGGGAAAGAGAAAGAUAGGUACCGGCGUGGAAGAUGAGAGCACUGAGGACUUAAGUUCAGAUGAAGCCGAACUCCCGGAUACCCAGACUCGCAAGACUAUCAAGCGUCGCAGAAUGUAG